This is a messenger RNA of Athalia rosae (coleseed sawfly), 1654 nucleotides long. RefSeq names its product translation initiation factor eIF-2B subunit gamma (gene eIF2Bgamma). The transcript is spliced from 5 exons. The record is from RefSeq and is a predicted model, not a curated record. Gene Ontology annotation, biological process: cytoplasmic translational initiation; biosynthetic process. NCBI's taxonomy places the organism in Eukaryota, Metazoa, Arthropoda, Insecta, Hymenoptera, Athaliidae. Bases 207 to 1595 code for a protein of 462 amino acids. Gene Ontology annotation, cellular component: eukaryotic translation initiation factor 2B complex; guanyl-nucleotide exchange factor complex. Gene Ontology annotation, molecular function: guanyl-nucleotide exchange factor activity; translation initiation factor activity.
ACCAUCGAAUUUGGAUCCUGUGGAUCCUGUGUAUAAUUAUAGGUUAAAAUUCUUUGAUGUUGGAUUUCCAAAGUGCCGUAACUUUACGGAUAAGAUGACCGUCGAUUUCCUAUGUCCGUAGACCGUAGACGUCAGCUAACCCUUCUGUCCAACGUACAGAAGUUAUUUACUUUAAGGCCAUUAUCAUUCGAAGUACCUAAGUUACCAUGGUUGAGCAAGUGGAAUUUCAAGUGGAAUUUCAAGUUGUAGUACUUGCCGGUGGAAAGGGAUCCCGAAUGACAGAGCUCACAGCUGGUCGAGCUAAGUGUUUGCUGCCUAUUGGUCAAUUUCCUAUGCUAUACUACCCUUUACAACUUCUACGACGUUCUGGCUUUAAAGAAGCAAUUGUCAUAGUUUCUGAAAGUAUAAAGAAUGAUGUUUUGAUAACCAUGGAUAAAAUUGAUAUUGGGAUUAAAAUGGAUUUGGUCGGAAUUCCUGGUGGAGAAGAUUUAGGAACAGCAGAUGUCCUCAGAUUAAUCCAUGAAAAAUUAUACACCGAUUUUGUCGUUGUAUCUUGUGACCUCUUAACGGACAUAAAUUUGUCAGGCAUGCUGGAUUCCUACAGAACACAUUCAGCUAGUAUUACUGCUUUACUACUUCAAGUGCCUACUCUUCCUGACAAAUUUGUUACUCCAGGCCCAAAAAGCAAACAAAAACCAGAGACUGACCUAAUCGGCGUUGAUAAUGAAACUGAUCGCUUGGUGUUUCUUGCCUCUGCAUCAGAUUUUGAAGAAAGUAUAAACAUUUCCAAGAAGCUCUAUAGGAAGCAUACUGAUUUCAAUAUUCAUUCAAAGCUAUUGGAUGCUCACUUAUAUAUUAUCCGUAAAUGGAUUUUAGACUAUCUAGUUUUUGAUAAGAGCAUUAGUACGAUUAAAGGUGAACUGUUGCCAUACAUUGUUAAAAAACAGUUAUCACCGCCAUCAAACCCAAAGGAGAUGGACAAAAAUACCUCCAUAGUAGCCUUAGAUACUAAAAAAGAUAUUUUUCAAUUCGCGGUGGAUAAACCACUGGAUAACUUGAUCAGGAGUAUGUCAGCGUUCAAUGACCAUUCCACCGAUUUGAAUGUUGCAUAUAAUGGAGACUCUAUAAGAUGUUAUGCUUACACCGAAAGUAAAAGUUUUGGAUUAAGAGCAAACAAUGCACAAAUGUACAGCUUGGCAAAUUCAGUGAUAUUCGGAAAAUCAUCUUUAAUCGGAAUUCCGGCAAAUCAAAUGCCGGUUGAGUUUCCUUCUGCUGUAGUAAAAUGUACACAACUUGAAAAAUGUCUGAUUGGUGAUAACGCGGUGAUCCAUGAAAAGACCUCAUUAAAAUUCAGCAAUAUCGGCGCGAAUUCGAUCAUCGAACCCAAAACUAGGCUUUCUAACUGUGUCGUAAUGGACAACGUGACGAUCAAAGAAGGUUGUGUAAUCAGCAAUUGCAUUUUAUGCAAUGGCAGUAUAAUCCAAGAAGGUUCGGAACUGAAGGAUUGUAUCGUGGGGUCCCAUCACACAGUACCAGCCGGUAGUCGCAAUUCCCACGAAGUUUUAACUGACAUUGACAAUCUGAUGGAAAUAUAAUAAUCUUGAAAACCUUAGAGUACUGUACUAUAAUGAUAAAUUAAAUUUGGAAAAAAUUA